AUGAUCGAGAUGGAGCCGCUACUGUCGUCGCGACGAACCGACGAAGCCCAGAUUCUGGAGAGACAUUCCGAAGAGGCGUGGCCGCGGGAAUACCUCUUCCAGCAAGAGUUCGACGCCAUUUUCGCCGAACUUCUCGCUCAAUACCGGGGAGGUCGAUUCACCGAGACCACCGAUCGCACCGACUUCCGGGCGUUCGUCCGAAUGUUCCGAGAGUUAACACUCCGGAAGGAGGAGCUGCAGAGCCGGCUGUUUCCGGAAGUGAAAGUGGAACGGGAAGUGGUUUCGGAGGAGGCGAUACGGGAGAUCUACGUGGAAAUGCGGCUGGAUAAGGAGGCGAACGCGGCGAACCGAUUCAGUUUUCGAUCGCUCUUCCUCGGGUGCGUCGGACGAUAA
Molecule: messenger RNA, 393 nt
Organism: Caenorhabditis sp. 36 PRJEB53466
Lineage: Eukaryota; Metazoa; Nematoda; Chromadorea; Rhabditida; Rhabditidae
Source: the annotation of a GenBank genome assembly